AUGGCGGGGCCGAAGGACCCGAGGACCGACGAGGCCGAGCGAGCAAACCUCAACGACAAAGCCCUCAAGCGUCUCGACCGCCAGAAGUUCCUCCAGGAGCAGCUAACCGACGAGCUCGUCACCCUCGCUGGCAGGCUGCGGCAGAAUGCCUUCGCGGUGCACUCGACCGUGCAAGAGCGCGGCGCGUGCCUCGAGGACGCAGACAAAGCCCUCGAGGCGUCCCACGCGGGCGUCACGAAGCUCAACGCCAAGACCCACGCGCGCGCGAAGCGGCAGUCUGUUGGCCUGUGUACGCAGCUCCUCGUGAUGCUCCUCGUGAUCGCCGUCUUCCUGGGCACGCUCGUGUUCAUACGCGCGACGUACUUCUUCGGGUACCGCGCCGGCCGCCGCGCCCCGAUCCGCCCGAACAUCGACCAUGACGGACAUCGCGCCUUCGCCCCGCCGCAAACGCGCAGCGCGCCGGCGCCGGACGACCUCCGCCGGGCAGAACGCGCCCGUCCCGACGCCGCGCACUCCGAGCUGUGA
Messenger RNA from Pedinophyceae sp. YPF-701, 525 nucleotides. The record is from the annotation of a GenBank genome assembly. NCBI's taxonomy places the organism in Eukaryota, Viridiplantae, Chlorophyta, Pedinophyceae.